Molecule: messenger RNA, 975 nt
Organism: Peronospora farinosa
Lineage: Eukaryota; Oomycota; Peronosporomycetes; Peronosporales; Peronosporaceae
Source: the annotation of a GenBank genome assembly
AUGUCAAACUGUAAGAACAAGAUGGCUCUUGUAAUUGGAGUUACGGCUUUGUUUAUCGGUAGUGCAAACGCACACGCGUAUAUGACGGUGCCUAAAGUGAAAUGGCUUCCAACGCUAAACGACCAGACUGCGUUUGUUGUUGCGAUCCAGUCUGCAGAAACAGGUUGGACGGGGCCAUUUAACGGACCACCAGCAGAUAACACCAGACUUUUCUGGAAUGGCUUUAAGAAGAGCAAAUUCAAAGACAUUCGGGAAUUCGUGGAAGUAAUGGGAAAAGUUUCGGUCGCUGGUGCCACUAUGAAAUGUGGACAAACCGAUCCGAACGCGCCACCUCAGCCACUUCCAGACAUGCUGGAGUGGACAGGCUUUACUGGAUCACACGAAGGUCCAUGCGUAGCCUAUUGUGACGACUUUAUCGUAUUUGAAGACACAGACUGCGCAGCCCAUUUCAAUAUGACCCCAGCUGUAAUGCCCUACAAGAAGGAACUCUGCAUAGAGGCGAGUAUCCUGAGAUUCCUUUGGAUAGCUCUGCAUGGACUCGAAUGGCAAGUUUACAUCAACUGCGCCCCGCUUAAACAUGGCAAAGGUGGGACCACUCCGAAGGUCAAAAUUCCUCCAUCCACUCCUUUUGCUGAACCUACAGCUCCUCCAUCCACUCCUUCUGCUGAACCCACAACUCCUCCAUCCACUCCUCCUACUGAACCCACAACUACUCCAUCCACUCCUUCUCCUGAACCCAAACUCCUCCAUCCACUCCUCCUACUGAACCCACAACUCCUCCAUCCACUCCUCCUACUGAAGCCCAAACUCCUCCAUCCACCCCUCCUGCCGAUCCCCCAGCCACGAAAUCCAAUAACGAGAAGUGCGUCCGUCGCCGCACCCUCGAUUAGUCGUCGCUUCGUCAGCGUUGCCUUGCCAUGGUGCAUGUGUACGUUUGUCAGUAUCAUACACAGUAAGGUACUGAUUGCCACUUAA